GUAACAUGUCUCUUCUCCGGUGCGGGAUUCGCCUCCUGGGCGCCCGGGGUUUCGGGCUCCGGUCUGGGCCACGCUGGUCCAGGAUGUUAUGUUCGGGCACCCUGGAAUCGCCAGCGGGCCGCUCUUCCCGCCGGGGUGAUGGUCGGUGGCAGCGAUCGGCGUUCGCCUGGACUGCGGGAGCCACGGUGGUUCUGGCCGGACUGGGACUGGCGCGGCGGGCGGAGAUGAAGGAGCAGCCUCGGCAGCAGCAGCAGCCGGAAAAGCCGUGGGAAAAGGAGGAGGAGGAGGAGGAGGAUCUGGCAAGGCUGUGCGAGAGCUUCAUGGCUCCUCCGGUGAGCGGACUGCGCGAGCUGCGGGAGCGGCGCGGAGACAUGCGGAGUCGCAUGGAGCUGCUCAUCAUGGAGACGCAGAGCCAGGUGUGCAACGCGCUGGCCCAAAUCGACCGCGGCGCUGCUUUCAUCGUGGACCGCUGGGAAAGGAAGGAAGGUGGGGGAGGCAUCAGCUGUGUACUUCAAGAUGGUGAGAUCUUUGAGAAGGCUGGUGUCAAUGUUUCAGUUGUUUUUGGACAUCUUUCUGAAGAAGCAGCUCAGCAGAUGAGAAGCAGGGGGAAAACUCUGAAGACCAAAAGCGGAAAAUUGCCUUUCUGUGCUAUGGGAGUGAGCUCUGUCAUUCAUCCAAAGAAUCCUUACAUUCCCACUAUACACUUCAAUUACAGAUACUUUGAAAUUGAAGAUGCAGAUGGUACUAAACAGUGGUGGUUUGGUGGUGGAACAGACCUUACACCAACUUACUUGAAUGAAGAAGAUGCUGUUCAUUUUCAUAAAACUCUGAAGGAUGCCUGUGAUCAGCAUAAUCCUGAGUUAUAUCCUAAGUUUAAGAAAUGGUGUGAUGAAUAUUUUUACAUCAAGCACCGUGGAGAACGGCGGGGAAUAGGAGGCAUCUUCUUUGAUGACUUGGACUCACCUUCAAAAGAAGAAGUUUUUCAGUUCGUGCAGAGUUGUGCCAAAGCUAUUGUGCCUUGUUACAUUCCCAUUGUGAAGAAACACUCCCGGGAUACAUUCUCACUAAAAGAAAAGUUAUGGCAGCAGAUCCGUAGGGGGAGGUAUGUGGAAUUCAAUCUUGUGUAUGACAGAGGCACAAAGUUUGGCCUUGCAACACCAGGGUCAAGGAUUGAAAGUAUUCUUAUGUCUCUGCCACUCACUGCCAGGUGGGAAUAUAUGCAUUCGCCGCCAGAGAAUUCCAAGGAAGCAGAAAUCCUAGAAGUUUUGCGCCAACCCAAAGACUGGGUGCAGUGAUUAGAAUGCUGACCAUUCUAAUCGAUAAAGAAAGCGAUAAAGAAAGGACUUGCUCUGCUGACCAUUCCCAAAUCUACCUGUCACUGCAUGGCAGUUAAUGAAUGUUUACCUAUUCUCUCACCUCAUGCCUUAGGAAUAGUAUUAGAUUUUGUCAUAUGUAAGUGCUCUCUUAGAACCCACAUAUUGCUCCUUUGUAGAUUCUUGAUCAUUUGUAUUAGUGUAACUGUAAAGGUCUGAGUGAAAAUCACGUUAAGGCAAGAGGAGUUGCACUCAGAACGUAAUCAGCACAGACUGAAAUGAAAUGCUGCAAGUUACUGAGGUAUAGACUCCAUGCCUGUUUCAGGGACUUACACACUCUUACUUACUUUUUGCAAUAGGAACAGUUGUUGACAAAAGGCGUUAGCCCAAUUUAGCCUUAAGUUGCCUGCAGUGUUUUUGCCUCCUUGCCAAACCACUUUCCAGGACAAUGAUUCAUUGAUUUAAGCUAAAAUGCUGCUCCAUUUGACAUAAUUUGCUAAAUUGCAGAGAAACAUCUGCGUUGGCUACUAUCAAUUGUGGGGAAAAAACCUAAUUUACAGAAUAAGUGGAUAAAUUACCUUGGUAGAACAAAACUUUGCCUGUAACUAUCCACACCUUGAUUGCAGAUGAAAAGCAGCAUGGCCUUUUAUCAGGGACCCAAGUUCCUAGCUUUGCAUAUGCACAGCACCUGGCACAGUGAGUUUUUAAUGAAACAGUUACAUUUCUGUAGAACUAAUUUUGAUAAAUGUAGAUUCAUAGAAGUGUAAACCCAUAAUGUUUGAAUAGUUGAACACACUGGAACUUAAAUUCAGGAAAAGAAUAAGGUGGUGUUGUAUCUCAGGUAAGCCAUUUUUUUCUCACAUGCUCUCUUGUCUUUUGUGAAACGUGCUUGGGAGAAGAUAAAGUUCCUAUAAGAGGUGUUCAUUGCCACGUUGGUUAUAAUCAAUAAUGUAUAAAACAUCUGUGCAUACAUGCGCAAACAUACACUCUUUGCUGAGACAGUCACAGAGAAAUGUUUCCUUCAUACACUGUGUACUUGAUAGUCCAAAUAAAGUUUUCAGUUUUCCAGGAUUAAAUAACUAAUGGAAAGGAAUAUAUCUGAGACAGAAACAAGCUUCUGCAGGAACAAAAAUCACCAGUGCUUAAUUUUGGCCAACUUUUUAUAUUGUUGGCAGUAGAGACUUAAAUCCCCAGAUAAUCCUAUUCAUGCUUUCUUGAAACUAAGCCAAUAAAAAAGGGUUUUCAGUAGUAGUGGAUGGAAGUGCAAGCUUUUGUAGGUUAACAGUGGUUUAGAUCUAGAAAAAUGUAAAACUCUCCAUUCACAGCUGGACUAACCAGAUUACUUCUCAGCAAGCCCUCUGUCUCCUCCCUAGGCUGCUUCUAAGGAGAUAUGGGCUGCAUUAGGAUGAAGAAAUGAAGGUGCUCCUGUGUCUGAAAGAUAUCUCUGAAUCCAAACCACUGUGCCUAGGUACAACUUGGUGUUUUGUAUAUUGGCAACAAAUAAUAAAAGUGAAAAACCACACAACAUUUAAGAAAGAUUUUGGUGCCUCAACUUAGAAGGAAUGACUACAUCCAUAUCACUGCAGUAGGUUCCACAUGUUCUGGCUUCUGGAACAACAAGCAAUCCAUAGCAGUUGUGGCAAACUGCCCUUGAGGUUCAACAAAACACUCUUGAGAAUCUCUCUUGGUUUUGUCUACUACAUAGAUCUUUGGCAUUAUCAGACAAUCUGAAGGGAAAGCCAUGAGUAUUUCUCAGAAAUCUCAGUAACAACUCUAACACUAAGGAAAGUUCAUUGAACUAUAUAUUUUUAAACACAUCUAAUGGAAGGGUAUAAUUCUAUGCUCAUUAAUGGAAAUAUGUCUUGUUGAAAAUGAGACAUUUGUAAAAACGUGUAUGGGUCUUUUGUUUUCAGCUUUUAUCAGCUUCAGAAAAUGUUUCCAUAAGGUGAAACCAACUUUUUCAUACUACUUAUUUCUUGAUUAGUUGUGGGCAUCUUUAAACUUUCCUCAGUGAUAAUUGGUUCAGAAAAUGGAGAAAUCUAGGAUCGUAGUACAGAUAAGCAGGUAUCUCAAGCUGUAUUGUAGAGAAUACUUUCUCGUGAUUGGUAUUUUCUAGACUUGGCUGGUGUUCUGAGGACAUUCCUUAGUUUGACAUCUUUUUCCAGCAUCGUGUUCCAAGAGUGCUGCUAAUAAACAUGCAGGAGUCACUAACUUUAUUACUUUUAAAAAACUUAGACCUCAGAUUUGCAGCUGUAUUUUAAAACAUUGUGUAUCAGUUUUGAAAAAGAACAAAGAUUUUCUUAAUUUUUGCUUUUAUUUUUCUCCUGGAUUUUUGCAAAAUUGAAAAUGUGUUUUGUACUGUCACAAUAUGCUGUUGAUACGCUCUUUUUGCCAUUGGGAUCUUUAUUUCUUCUCUAUUAUAAAACCAAAAGUGAAUAAAGGACUUGGAUCUACA
Molecule: messenger RNA, 3768 nt
Organism: Candoia aspera
Lineage: Eukaryota; Metazoa; Chordata; Lepidosauria; Squamata; Candoiidae
Gene: CPOX
Product: coproporphyrinogen oxidase
Exons: 7
Coding region: 6-1295 (429 amino acids)
Cellular component (GO): cytoplasm
Molecular function (GO): coproporphyrinogen oxidase activity
Source: RefSeq, a predicted model, not a curated record